CGGGUUUAUUCGUGGUGGCUUUGCACCCUCUUCAAGAUUGACAUCUACAUUCUCUCACUCAAGCCAUGGCACUUUUUGCAAGUUCGUUCAAAUACAAUCUGCGAACUUUGAGGGAUAAUCCACUCGGCGAGAUUGCUGGCUCUCUGGGAGAUUUGGGGACCCUUCUACCUCUUAUGACGGCCCUCGCUGCUGGAAAAUCAAUCUCGCUAACUGCUACUUUGAUAUUCUCGGGGGCCUUCAAUAUAUACAGUGGUGCCUUCUUUGGCGUACCUAUUGUGGUGCAACCCAUGAAAGCCAUUGCCUCUAUCGCCCUCGCUCGACAGCUAUCGAUAAAGGAAACUAUGGCGGCUGGUAUUGGUGUGGGCAUCGUGGUCAUGUUGCUUUCCAUCAUAGGAAUGAUUGGGAGGUUAACCGACCUGAUACCUCUUCCUAUAGUCAAGGGGAUCCAAGUAGGCGCAGGUCUAUCACUCUGUCUCAAUGCUGGCUCUAUGCUUUCGGGCCUUGGCCUUAACGGGUCCAAAUGGGAUGAUAACCUCUUUUGGGCUAUCAGCGCCUUUUCAGUACUCUAUGGAUUUUCACGCCUGCCCAAGUUCCCUUUUGCUCUACUAGUAUUCCUCCUGGGUGGUAUAUUUGCUGCGGUGGAGGUUGCUACAAGUGGUGGGAGUUUGCCAGCCUUCGGAUUCUGGUGGCCAUUGAACCCAACGAUACCGACACCAGAUGAAUUUGCAACUGGGUUCGGGACAGCAGGCGUGGGCCAGAUUGCGUUGACAAUAUUGAAUUCAGUGAUUGCUGUGCGCUACCUUUGCGAGGACUUGAUGCCCACCAGGCCUGCACCAUCAGUUACGGCCCUGGGAAUAUCUGUUGGGCUCAUGAAUUUGACGGGGUGCUGGUUUGGGGCGAUGCCCGUCUGCCAUGCAGGCUCGGGUGGGUUGGCAGCACAGCAUAGGUUUGGGGCACGGUCGGGGGCUAGUGUGAUGCUUCUUGGACUAGUGAAAGUUGGUGCUGGAUUGGCAUUCGGAGAAUCGCUCGCUAGCUUGCUGCAGCGAUUUCCCAAAUCUCUACUAGGCAUCAUGGUAUUUGCGGCUGGAAUAGAACUGGCUUCAGUUGCAGAGAACCUAAACAGUUCAGCCAAAGAUCUGCUAUGCCCUGCCUCAGUGGCGCCAGGGACUGAGCAAGCUCGGUCGGCUGUUUACCCCCCUUUGAGGGUAUUGACGGAUCGCGAGAAGAAGGAGCGAUUCUUAAAUAUGAUGGUCACUGCUGCCAUGACGCUGGCCUGUAAAAAUACCUUGGUGGGAUUUCUAGCUGGUUAUUUCUUUUGGGCUCUCCUCCGGCUACAAGAUAGGAUGGAGAGUUUGGAAGAGGCAAGGGCAUCGUACGCUCCUUUGAAUGAAGCAUCUGCGCUCUUGGGACGAUAA
Tuber melanosporum (Perigord truffle) is the source of this 1415-nucleotide messenger RNA. RefSeq lists its product as uncharacterized. The coding region runs from base 66 to 1415 and encodes 449 amino acids. The transcript is spliced from 4 exons. The record is from RefSeq and is a predicted model, not a curated record. NCBI's taxonomy places the organism in Eukaryota, Fungi, Ascomycota, Pezizomycetes, Pezizales, Tuberaceae. Gene Ontology annotation, molecular function: molybdate ion transmembrane transporter activity. Gene Ontology annotation, biological process: molybdate ion transport.